AUGAAGUACUUUACAUUCUGGACGAUAUUGUUGCUUGUACCUUUUGCUGCAGCGGAUGAUUGGGAGGACUUUACCAAUAACCUUGCGACUGACUUGGCCCCCUUAAUUACGCUCUUUGGUGAACGACUCACCAAACAAUUCCUCUCCGAGUCGAUCAGCCUCUUAGACAACAUAAUCUUCGCCUUAUCACCACUUGGUGUUUUAACAGCAGUUGUCUCGGUCAUUCGAGUUUGUGGUAGCUCAUCCCUAAAAGCAUUUAUAGGAAGAGCACAAGAGGGCCCUGCCGAGGCUGAAAGCGAGCUUUUAUCAUGUGUGUCCCAGUCAACAGCGGAGCUAUUCAAUGAUGGGGGCAUUUCAAGAGUCUUUGGCAGGCCCAAGAUUGUUGAGAUUGUCGCAUGGGAGAAUGAAGAUCCAAAGACAGGCAAACGAACGGUCGAAUUCGGAACACUUCGUGACGCGAUUAGAAAAGGAGCGUGGAGUGCUCAAGGAUCGGGCCUUGCCCCUGAAGAUUUGGAUGAUCCAACUCGUCUCCCAGAGCUCGAUAUGCCAAACCUGUCUUUGAAUAAGGGUAUUAAGAGAAUGUAUGAGAGGUGGUUUUACUGCGCCGCCAUCUUGGGUGCUAUCAUGCAGAUUGGGGUCAUUAUAUACGCGGCAAUCACUGUAUUUUUAUGCCCCGGAGAUUUCGAGAAGGACGACAAACCAGUGGCCAGUUACGCAUUCCCAUUCUUCAUUGUCGGAACGACCUUGCUCUUCGCAGGCAUGCUCUUUUGCGCGAUCAUUAUCGAACGCUCUUCAAAAGAAUAUUACAUCAAACCAAACAAGCCUAGUAAGAUCUGUUGGCUGCAACCGGGGAACCAGCACGUGGGGGAUCAGGUCUUCGGCGCAUUCAUGGCCGUGAAGCAAGGACCAGAAUCAUCGAUGAGCAUGCGGCUGCGAUAUAUCAAAUCUACCCGUUUUCCGAAAUACGAUGGCAGAUAUGUGGAGCUCUAUACAGUCUUAGGCUCGACAAUGCUUGGCUUCAUCAUUCAAUUUGUUGGCCUAAGAGGUCUUCACGCAUCCGUCAUUCUAGCCCAGCUGGGCUCGACUUUCAUCAUGUCGAUUCUGCGCACUUGUCUAAGGACUCAGAGAAUGGCACCUGAAGAGAAUCUUCUUAAAGACGAACGAGAUCUCGCUACACAGAAAAAACAAGAACUUGAUGCUUUUGCAUUUUACCUCCAUAAUGUCGCUUCGUUCGAACCCGCAUCAUCGACCACUCCGGCUAUAUCCCACAGUAACUCGUCAGAGCCCUAUGUGGCCCGGCCGGAGAAACCGCUGGUAAAAGAGAUCAUUGCAACUCGGGCUCUUCUCGCAGACAUAACCUCCAAGCAAGAGUCGAAGCAUGGGUUGAAUGUACCAUGGGAUGAUAUCCCAACUCGAAAGGUGGCAAAGAGCCUGGCAGACACGAUCGGGAUGACAAUGGACUUAUUGUCCAGCUGGGGUGUUGAGUACGAGAAAGAGUUCCAAUUUAAUCUCUCGUUUGAAUGCAAACCUGAAGGGCUUGAGUGGACUUCAUAUUCCCGUGGGCAACACCCAGUUCGAGUUCAAAGGAGCGGCGAUGCUUUGAAAUGGAAAGUCGAUCAGAAUGAGCUCGAAGCGAUAAUUGGAUUAUCAACUUGGUCAUUAUACAAAUCUGACGAAGAAUGGAAGCAUCCUCUCGUUCGAAUGGUGGGCCUUGACUCUUUUGAAGCUGGAACACUGGAGACCUACCUGUCUUUUCAUAAAUGGAUCUUCCAACAAAAUGAAGCUAAAAUUGCAUCCGCUAAGACGAUUGAUUCGUCCAAACGGCUCUUCGGAUUUGAAUCAGAUCGCUAUGCCUACGACAAUGAUAUACUUAUUGUUCGAACAGAAAAUAGUGUGGAGACUAUGGUUGCUCAAGACAUCUACAUCCAAUUCCUUCACAAUGCCCUCAAACCGACCAAUGCACUCAAAGGGCAUACACUUCUAAACGACAGCAUCCAUAGUUCGACUUUUCGGCCGAGCUUUUCUGCAAAGAAUAGCCAGAUUGAAGAGCUCCUUCAUUGCUUCGAGAGCUGCAUGCUGGGGUCCCGAGAAGAUGCCCUUCUUUGUGCCAUACCUACCUUGCGGAGCUUAAGCCUUCUUCCAGAGUUGGCAGGAGAUUCUGUCCAAGUGAGAAUGCAAAUCGAAAAUCUGAUCAGCCAAAACAACUGGGAGAAAGCAUUCAGACUUCUCGAAUGGAUAUGCGAGCGAUCUCAAGGCGAUGAACUACGCCAUUCUGCGUAUGAACUGGGUUACCUCUGCCGCCGAGCUUUGAUGGCCCACGAUGCUAGUAUCCGAGGAGCAGGACUCGAAUAUACGUGCAAAAUUCUCAAGAAGAAUAUCAGGGAGGACUUUCUAAACUCCAGGAACGUGAGAACACCCAGACACUGGUCAGAGUCGAGCCAGUUGGAGCCCUGGUUGGGGCGAUUUGCUAGGGAACUAGGAUGGAUUGCAUGGCAUAUUUCGGGCAACAUACCGAGCGCCGAGUGUAUACAGCCCACCCUCAAAGCCCACGGAGUCUUGGAAAGCCUAGGCACAUCUGCAGAGGAUGGCGAAGACGCAAAAUUUUCGAUAGCAACGGUGAAAGCCACGCAGGAGUUUCUAACCUUGAGUGCUUGGGAUGUCCACCAUCGUGAUCUAGAGGGAAAUGAAGAUGAACUGGGCUAUGCCUGGGCCUUGAAAGAAGACCUGGGUGCAAUCGCUUAUUUUAUCAUGAUGAGGUGGGUAGAGAUCGGUGCUCAACACCCGGUGCUUUGCCAACGAGCAUUUAGUAUUGCGGCGAGGCAUCCCGCUGGUCAGGGUGUGAAUGUCCUUCUUCGACAUGGUGCUGAUAUUGGGGCGUCGGAUGAAAGGACAAUAUCAGCCUUGCUCCAAGCCAUUGAUGACAACGACUUAAUAGCCGCCGAGAUACUCCUUGAAAACGGGGCUAAUCCGAAUGGUAACGAGAAAGGACCGGAUGCCAACCCUUUGGGUCUCUGUGCUCAACGAGACCUUAUUGAUAUGGCACAGUUGCUUCUUGGCCACGGCGCCUCGGUUUAUAUUACUGACGCGAGUGGCAUGUCUGCACUUCAUUGGGCGAGCAAUGAGAAUAAAGUCGGCAUUGCCAGCCUGCUACUUUCCCACGGAGCGAAUGUUGGAAAAUUUGGAGCCGAUGGAGUCAUACCACUUCACUGUGCGGUCAGAAACAAUUAUCUUCAAAUGACGGAGCUGCUCCUGAAAGCUGGAUCUGAGAUUGAUGCCCCAGGGGGUAACCGAGAGAAGACCUCGCUGAUGUUUGCGGCCGACUCCGGCUUCGUCGAUAUUGUCUAUACGUUGCUAGCGAAUGGCGCCGAUAUCCAUGCGCAAGAUGCGAAGGGCUUGACGGCUUUAGACUGGGCUAAGAUGAGUAAUCGCUCGGAAAUUGUCAAGAUUCUCGAAGAAGCAACUCGAAUGAAGGCA
Penicillium waksmanii is the source of this 3474-nucleotide messenger RNA. Its product is annotated as ankyrin repeat domain-containing protein. The annotation marks the transcript as partial. NCBI's taxonomy places the organism in Eukaryota, Fungi, Ascomycota, Eurotiomycetes, Eurotiales, Aspergillaceae. The transcript has 3 exons. The record is from RefSeq and is a predicted model, not a curated record. Gene Ontology annotation, molecular function: protein binding. Gene Ontology annotation, cellular component: cytoplasm; nucleus.